UCUCCUCGGGGAGCGCUUCCGGCCGGCAGCCGAGGGCAGGCGCGGCCUCCCCCGUCAUCUCCCUGUCCGCGGCCUCCCGUCCGCGGCGGGGCCACGGGGUGCCGCUGGGACCGCCGAGGGCGAGAGGAUGUCCCGGGUGCCGGUGGGGAAGGUGCUGCUGCGGAACGUCAUCCGGCACACGGGCGCGCACAACAAGAUCCAGGAAGAGACAGAAAUGUGGAAAAUAAGGGAGUGGGAAAAGCAGACAGAAGAGACUUACUGGAAAAGGCAAAGCAGGAUGCUGUCAGACACCUCCAGCAGUCGGAUGCGCAGUGAUGGCUUUGAUGAGGAGGGCCACAGGGCUGACUGGAAAACAAAGAACUCCCAAUUUCUUGACCCCGUCGAAGAUGAUCUCCUUAGGACCCGAUCCUGGAAUAAAAAGCUGUAUGAAUGUGAAGCCAACAUGCCAGACAGGUGGGGUCACAGUGGCUAUAGAGAGUUGUACCCUGAAGAAUUUGAUACAGAUAGUGACCAGCAAGGAAGAGAUGAACAAAAUAAUAUCAAUGGGAAGAAGAAAUCUCAUCUGGGAAAACAAACUACCCGUGAGUCGCACAAACGGAAAAAAACAAAGAAAUCACACAAGAAGAAGCAAAAAAAGCGAUCACACAAAAAGCGAAAGAAAAAGAAAAAGGAGCAGGGGAGAACGUCAUCAGAUUCUUCCUGGGAGAGUGAGUGCUCAGAAGAGGAGACUUCAAGCACCCGGAAAGGGAAACACAAGCACAAGAAAAAGACCAGGAAAGUGCCUGCCAGGGAACCUACCUCUUCUUCUGGGCAGGAAAGUGACUUUUCUCAUGCAAGCAGCCCAACCACCAGCAGCUCUGAGGACAGUGAAUCUGAGAAAAAAGAGAAACGGCCCCCAAAGAAGAGAAAGAGAAGCCACAAUUCUGUGUUAGAGAGGCACAGUGAAAUACCAGAGAAGAAGAGCAAGAGGAAGAACUGGAAAGUGGCUGCUGAUGAAAAAUCGGAGGAUAGCUCAGAUGAGGACUGAUGAAUCUAGGCUGCAGCUCAAACAAUAAGGUAGAGAACAGAGGCAGGUAUUUAUCUUUCAGCACUGCCCCAUGGUACAACUUGUUUCAGCACUGUGGUUUAUACACAUCCUGCCAACCCACAGUGGCGAAACUGAGCCUUGGUAGG
Molecule: messenger RNA, 1173 nt
Organism: Phalacrocorax carbo (great cormorant)
Lineage: Eukaryota; Metazoa; Chordata; Aves; Suliformes; Phalacrocoracidae
Source: RefSeq, a predicted model, not a curated record